UUCGUAGCACGUCGCGCCUCGCGAAAGCCUCGCGAAAGCCUCGUCGUAAUCGUCGAGCAAAGAAUCGACGAGUGCAACGGCAGGGACAGCGAGCGCUUAGGAUUUCGCCUUGCCAGCAGCAAAAGGAAGCCUCAGGAAGUCACAAAAUGUGGAGCCCAACGCACGUUCAAGUGACAGUUCAGAGGGCCAAGGACCUGCUAACUAAAGGAAAACACAAGACCAACGAUUGCUUCGUUACGAUCACUCUCGGCAAGGAAAGGUAUCAGACGUCAGUGAAGGAAAAGGCUACCAAGGACGUAGACUGGCACGAAGAAUGCGAGCUGUUGAUUCCAGAGCAAGGAAAUACCGCGGAAAUCGUCCUCACCGCUCUACAUCGUAACUUCCUAGGUGUCGACGAGUUUCUUGGCACCGUCAGUGUACCACUCUCCAGCUUCGAUGUGUACGAGAGGCCUAGAAAUCGAUGGUACGCUCUUAACAGUAAACCAGGCAAAGAGAACACGAAGGAGAGAGGCGAGCUCGAAGUAAGAAUUGGCUUUAUUGUAAAAGCUGGAAGUCUGACCGACCUAAGUAAAAAGGAGCGUCACAAAAGCUCUUUGGGACAAUUGUCCACAGCUGCACAGUCAAUCGGCGGUAGUUUGCUCAGUAUCGGUAGCCUUGAAAAACGCAAAGGCUUGAAGAAAUUAGCCAAAUCAAUUGGAAACAAAGUUAAAGGCAAGAGUAAGAAUCGGCUUGAUGGAAAUAAUUUGGACGAGAAGGAGGAACGUGAAAUAAAAAUCACGCGACAAGAACCAGGUGAAGCUGAUCCUGGAGUUAUCAGCGAGGAUGAAGAUGAAUUCACAUUCGAUGAUUUAUCUCACAAAAGCUCGGCCUCAUCACUCAAUGCACCCGUGCAUCCGGGUGUUAACAGCGGUAAUACCAAUGGUAUUUCGAAUGGCUCGCAGAGCAAUGUCUUUAGCGAUGUGCACACACCACCAGUGCCAAUUAACGCCGCUCCGAGCAAACCACCACGAUUUGCUAUGAGCGCAUCUACAACAAAUCUGUCGAAGGUCGACAAUUUAACGAAGGAUGACGAAUGGGGUUUAAAACUCUAUGGCAAACAGGCGAGCAGCGUACCUAAAAGAUGGGACAGCAAACCUAAGAUUGUGGUGGACGAACCGAAAGACAGCAAACGCGACGUAUCACCUAUUCGUUCGACAUCGCCGAUCACAUCAAGGUUGAAAGAUCUUCCGGAACCUCCAAGUCCCGCACCGAGGGAAAUUCUUCAUCCAAGGAAUAAGGAUGAAAAACUCACUGCGAGUAAGGAGAAACUCACUGCAAACAAGGAGAAGUUUGUAAAGGAAGAUAAAUCGAAGGAUAAAAAGGAUGAGAAAUGUGAUUUACGAAAUUUCAAAGAGGAAAAGUAUGUGAAAAAGGACAAGAAAAAGGACAAGGAGAGCAAAUUCAAAGAUGCUAAUGACGAAAAUCACUUGUCUUCCGAAAGAAUUAUUAUUGGUGGUGAAGAUGCCGUUAAGAACGCCACAAAUUCUAAAAGUCGCCUACCGCACGAGGUCCUUAACCAAUUCGACGGAAAAUCGAGAGAAGAUCUGAUAGAACUGGCAUUACAACUGCAGACGCAAGUUACGGAGAAGAACAAGAGACUUUCCGAUUUGGAGGAUUAUAUCGAUCGAUUACUAUUACGUGUGAUUGAAUGUUAUCCGCGAUUACUUCAGAAUCCAUAUCAGAGGCGAUUAUCAUCUCCCGGAAACCAGUAAAUCGAUAAUUCGUGAUGAAGCUUUUUCUAUCUCCAUUUGGGUAUCACUUCCUUUUAAUCCCUUAGUGAUAC
Messenger RNA from Cyphomyrmex costatus, 1822 nucleotides. It is a transcript of the gene Rip11, whose product is annotated as Rab11 interacting protein. Gene Ontology annotation, molecular function: small GTPase binding. Gene Ontology annotation, cellular component: intracellular membrane-bounded organelle. The record is from RefSeq and is a predicted model, not a curated record. The coding region runs from base 147 to 1751 and encodes 534 amino acids. The transcript has 7 exons. Lineage: Eukaryota; Metazoa; Arthropoda; Insecta; Hymenoptera; Formicidae. Gene Ontology annotation, biological process: regulated exocytosis.